AUGUCCGCAUCCGAUCAAGACCAGUCACAACCCUCGCAAUCGAUUAAGGAAUCAUCAUCACAGAUUCAAUCGCAAGACCACGCAGUCCAAACCCACCCCGAGAACGAAGCGCACCCCGCCGGUGGCGCAUCAGCAACAUCAACAACGGCAGCGGCAGCACCAGAAGCAAACCCCGCGACAACACAAUUAUCACAACAACAACGACCACAAGAAAUAACAGAAGAGUCACAACCGCCCGCCUCCCCUCCCCUCCCCCAAAAACAUACCCCCGCGACACCCGGCCCCCGCGCGGGACGCUUCAUCCAGCUCUACGACGGCGCCCUCGCCAGCACACUCCGCAAAGUAAACUACGACAACUUUGCCUCGUGCUUCCCCACCGUCGCCGCCCACGCCCCGAAUACUCUGCGCAACGUCCAGAAGCAAAUGGUGGAUUACCUAGAGGAGAGGUGUAACAAGGACUUCCAAUCGAUCCUCGCCGACCGCGACGUCAUCCGCAAACUCAACGAGCUAGAAAACCUCGUCAGCGACGCGGAACGCAGGAGACAAGAAGGCGGCGACGUCGAAGAGCCCACCCCACCACACGUCCUACCCCCCGACGAAAUCCUAACAGCUCACCUCGCCCCGCGCCUCGCCCCGCAACAAUCCACCCUCAACGCCCGCCUGCAAAACACUCAGGCCUCCAACGAGUCCCUCUUCAUCUCUAUCCAAUCCCAGCGCGCGGAAAUCGACGCCCUCCUCGCCCAGCUCGAGAGUCAGGUCACCGAUAUCGACGGCGCCAACGCCCUGCUUGUGGACGUUGCGUCCGAGCUGGCCGCCGAGGCGCGGGCUUCCGAGGUGGAGAUGGCGGGUAUGUGA
This is a messenger RNA of Colletotrichum phormii, 855 nucleotides long. RefSeq names its product Nnf1-domain-containing protein. The transcript is spliced from 3 exons. Gene Ontology annotation, biological process: chromosome segregation. The coding region runs from base 1 to 855 and encodes 284 amino acids. Gene Ontology annotation, cellular component: MIS12/MIND type complex. The record is from RefSeq and is a predicted model, not a curated record. Lineage: Eukaryota; Fungi; Ascomycota; Sordariomycetes; Glomerellales; Glomerellaceae.